Anthonomus grandis grandis is the source of this 648-nucleotide messenger RNA. Its product is annotated as piggyBac transposable element-derived protein 3-like. Gene Ontology annotation, molecular function: sequence-specific DNA binding. The transcript has a single exon. The record is from RefSeq and is a predicted model, not a curated record. NCBI's taxonomy places the organism in Eukaryota, Metazoa, Arthropoda, Insecta, Coleoptera, Curculionidae. Bases 1 to 648 code for a protein of 215 amino acids.
AUGGUACCCUAUUACGGCGGUCAUGGAUCAAAACAGUUCAUCCGAGGAAAGCCCAUUCGUUGGGGUUAUAAGGUAUGGGUGGGAACAACUAAAAAGGGGUACAUUGAAUGGUUUGAGCCGUAUCAAGGGUCCACAACUAUUAUUUCUGAAAAAUAUCGUCCUCUUGGCUUAGGGGCUAGUGUUGUACUUCAGUUUGCUGAUAUUAUUCAGUCUCAAUGUGAAAAAGCUCCUUUCCAUAUCUUUUGUGACAAUUUUUUUACGUCAUUACGUCUGUUGGCUGAGCUGACCUCCAGGGAGCUCAAAAGUACAGGAACUCUGCGAGAAAACAGACUCAGGAGAUCAAAUUGCCCUCUUGAAAAAUUCAGUAUGUUCAAGAAAAAAUCCCGUGGUAGUUUUGAUUAUCUUUUAGAGGAGAACCAAAAUAAUAUUGUAUGUAAAUGGAAUGACAAUAGUGUUGUUACAAUCGCCUCAAAUGUAACAUCUCCUUUUCCGACACAGCAAGUCAAACGCUUCUCUCAGAAAGAAAAGAAAAUGAUACAUGUUGAGCAGCCAUGUUUGAUCAAAAAAUACAACGAAAACAUGGGCGGUGUUGAUAGGGCUGGCCAAAAUAUAAGCCUUUACCGCGUAGGAAUCAGAGGAAAGAAGUAG